CUCCAGUGUCAAACUUGACAUCAGCUUGCAAGGCGAGCAUGGUAACUUGUCCAGCGAUCAGAGCUGCAGUCAAAUCAGUGGCACGCUUGCUGGAGAUAUGCGCCUUUCAGUACCCUGUAUUCUCAGAGAAUGGAUUGUCACUUGUGCUGUGUGCUCUGCCUCCUGUCCUGUAUCCUCCUCAGCUGCUCAGAAGUGAUCCCUCAUCCUUCUAACGAAGUUAAUCUGCUGGAUUCGAAAGCAAUUCAAGGGGAGUUGGGCUGGAUCUCCUACCCGUCACAUGGGUGGGAAGAAAUUAGUGGAGUGGAUGAGCACUACACUCCCAUAAGAACCUACCAAGUCUGCAAUGUUAUGGACCAUAAUCAAAAUAACUGGCUUAGGACAAAUUGGAUUCCCCGCAUCGCAGCUCAAAAAAUCUAUGUUGAGCUAAAAUUCACCUUACGAGACUGCAACAGCAUCCCACUUGUACUGGGAACAUGUAAAGAAACAUUUAACCUUUACUACUGGGAGUCAGAUGAGGACCAAGGGGUCAAGUUUAAGGAGCAUCAGUUUACAAAGAUUGACACAAUCGCAGCUGAUGAGAGCUUUACCCAGAUGGACCUGGGAGAUCGAAUUCUGAAAUUAAACACUGAGGUUCGGGAAGUGGGACCUAUCAGUAAAAAAGGACUGUAUUUGGCUUUUCAGGAUGUUGGUGCCUGUGUUGCCUUAGUAUCCGUGCGGGUAUAUUACAAAAAGUGUCCUUUCACUGUGAAGAACUUAGCCAUGUUCCCAGACACUGUACCUAUGGACUCACAUUCUCUGGUGGAGGUGAGAGGUUCCUGUGUCAACCAUUCCAAAGAAGAGGAUCCACCCAAAAUGUACUGCAGCACCGAGGGUGAAUGGUUGGUGCCCAUUGGGAAGUGUCUUUGCAAUCCUGGUUUUGAAGAGCGAGGGUUCACUUGUCAAGCCUGUCGCCCAGGGUUUUACAAGGCAGUUACUGGAAACCUUAAAUGUGCCAAAUGCCCCCCACACAGCUUCACUCAGGAAGAGGGCUCCACACAUUGUUUUUGUGAGAAGAAUUAUUUCCGUGCUGAUAAAGACCCUCCGUCUAUGGCAUGUACAAGACCACCCUCUGCACCAAGAAACCUUAUUUCUAACAUUAAUGAAACAUCAGUUAUACUGGACUGGAGCUGGCCGCUGGACACUGGGGGUCGGAAAGACAUCACUUUUAACGUGAUCUGUAAAAAAUGUGGAGGAAACGUAAAAUUUUGUGAUGCCUGCAAAGGGAAUCUGCGAUUUAUUCCCCGACAGAUAGGUCUUACCAACACCACUGUGACAAUAACAGACUUACUUGCACACACCAAUUACACUUUUGAGAUUGAAUCAGCAAACGGGGUCUCUGACCAGAGUGUAUUGACAAGACACAUUGCCGCCGUCAGCAUCACCACCAACCAGGCUGCUCCAUCUCCUGUCACCAUAAUUAGAAAGGACCGAACCUCAAGAAACAGCAUUGCCCUGUCUUGGCAGGAGCCAGAACACCCAAAUGGGAUCAUCUUGGACUAUGAGGUCAAGUACUAUGAAAAGCAGGAACAGGAAACAAGUUACACCAUCCUGCGAGCAAGAGGCACCAAUGUGACGAUCACUGGUCUAAAGCCUGAUACCACAUAUAUCUUCCAAAUUCGAGCUCGAACAGCAGCUGGAUAUGGAUCAAACAGCCGCAAGUUUGAGUUUGAAACAAGUCCUGAUUCUUUCUCAAUUUCAAGUGAAAACAGUCAGGUUGUGAUGAUUGGCAUCUCAGCAGCGAUAGUAAUUAUCCUGCUCACAGUGGUGGUGUACGUGCUCAUUGGAAGGUUCUGUGGAUACAAUAAAUCUGUGCACAGCCCGGAUGAAAAAAGACUCCACUUUGGAAAUGGUCACUUAAAGUUUCCUGGACUCAGAACCUACGUAGACCCCCACACCUAUGAAGAUCCUAGUCAGGCUGUACACGAGUUUGCAAAAGAGCUGGACUCUGCAUGUAUAUCCAUAGACAAAGUUAUCGGAGCAGGAGAGUUUGGUGAGGUGUGUAGCGGACGACUAAAACUACCAUCCAAAAAAGAAAUCAGCGUGGCAAUAAAAACUCUAAAAGUUGGUUACACUGAAAAACAGAGAAGGGAUUUCUUGAGCGAAGCCAGCAUCAUGGGUCAAUUUGAGCACCCCAACAUUAUACGGCUGGAAGGCGUUGUUACUAAAAGCAAACCAGUGAUGAUUGUGACAGAAUACAUGGAAAACGGCUCUCUGGACACUUUUUUGCGAAAACACGAUGCUCAAUUUACAGUCAUCCAGCUGGUGGGUAUGCUUCGCGGCAUUGCAUCUGGCAUGAAAUAUCUCUCGGAUAUGGGUUACGUCCAUCGUGACUUGGCAGCACGCAAUAUACUUAUCAACAGUAACCUGGUCUGCAAAGUGUCCGACUUUGGAUUGUCCCGUAUUCUGGAGGAUGACCCGGAGGCAGCGUACACAACCAGGGGUGGCAAAAUACCUAUUAGAUGGACAGCACCAGAAGCCAUUUCCUAUCGUAAAUUUACAUCAGCAAGUGAUGCCUGGAGUUAUGGCAUUGUACUGUGGGAAGUCAUGUCAUAUGGAGAGAGACCGUACUGGGAAAUGUCCAAUCAAGAUGUUAUUAAAGCGGUAGAUGAAGGUUACCGGCUGCCACCACCCAUGGAAUGUCCAGCUGCCUUGUAUCAGCUGAUGCUAGACUGCUGGCAGAAGGAUCGAAACAACAGACCAAAGUUUGAGCAGAUUGUCAACAUCUUGGACAAGUUAAUUCGUAAUCCUAGCAGCCUGAAAGUCAUCGCCAAUACGGCCACAAGGACUAAAGCACAGAAUAAAAGCCUUGGAAGGGCUAACAUUUUCCCUGGAUUUACCAGGCCAUCAAAUCUACUAUUAGAUCAAAACAAUGUUGACUUUCCCACAUACCGACCCGCAGGAGACUGGCUUGAUAGUAUGCAGACCGGACAGUGCAAGGACAUUUUAUCAGGAGUUUGUUACAGCUCUUGCGAAACAAUUGCAAAAAUUUCCUUAGAUGAUAUGAAGACAGUCGGAGUCACAAUCAUUGGCCCUCGAAAACAAAUGAUGGGUGCAGUCAAACCUCAAGAACUGCAUAUAAGGAACGGACCUGUUAAUGUGUAAAACAUAAUAAACUACAGGAAGCUACACUUCAAACUUAUGGUGCAAUUUAAUCUAAAAACUGAGAGCGCGCUGUGGGGAGCUUGAACUUAAUGUAAACCUCACACGCUCUUACUUUGGAGUAAACAUGCCUUAAAAUCGGAGUGAAAACUCUUCUAUUUCUCUGUCAGGAAGACUGCAUUUCCGGUCACUAAAGAAAAAUGUACCACAAUUAGGCUGUCAAAAUAGCAGACAUCAAUGAAACAAGAAGAAGAUCACAGGGUCAUCCAGGAGCAAAAGUCAAGACAAGAUUUUGCAAUACACUAUAAAGAUAUAAGUAGUUUUAUGGAUUUUGGUUUGUAAUGAGUUUUAGCAACCCUAAAGUUAACCUGUCAUCAAGAGAAUAGCAUAUUUAAUAUAAAAUGAAUAUCUAUCCAUCAUUAACAGAGCUAUGACAGGCCAGUGUCUUAUGCUGAAUUUUCUGUAUGUUGUUAUGGACAAUCCAGCCCAAGCUGAGAAGCUAAGCUUUUCUCAUUACAGGGGUGCUGGGGAUUGUGGGAGAUCUCCCUAGUGGCAAUAUAGAGAGAAUUAAACACUCAGGGAGAUUAAGAUCCUACCCAACUUCACAAAAAAAAAACAGGAAUUAAUCUGUAGUCAGAUUCCAUCCUAAAUGACAGAGAAUACAUGGUUUAAGUAACAUGAUACUGUAGGGCUCUAGAAUGAGCUAAAGAAUGGUGCGAUUCACCCAAAUAAAAAGUUUGGGGUCAAUACGGAAUGCAAAGCUUUAGUUCAGAUUAUAGACCUGGAGAACUUACUUAUUUCUAUAAAGGCAAGUUCUUUCUUUUUUGGUCUAAGUUGGUUACAUAGAUUCUUCAAGUAGGUCCUUCUCUAGAUUGAGUUAAUAUUUUAUAAGAACUUAACUGAAAUAAACUGAUGAGGGUUGUAGUGUUAUAAACACCUCAUAAUAUACAGUAUAAACCUCUUCUUUCAACUUUCAGUAUGUCAAAACAACAAACAAUGCACAAUGCAAAUAAUAAAUGCCUAAAAUUGCUAAAGGUAAUAAUUAAAAAUAAAACAGAUACUUCACCCAAUAUAUCUUUGUAAAUCUUCCCUAAAAUUAUUAUAUUACUAUUGCCUAUUAAAAUCAAAAUAAUCUAUUUUGAAAAGAGGUACUUUAUUGCAGCAAAUGCUUGAAUUAAAGUAAACCCGUCAACACAGAAGUGCAAUGGCUGCAUUUGCUUAGCUUCUGGUACCUGGCUGCUCUGUUGACCCUCUGCCUUUGGUACUCUGCCCCGGCACUAGCUUGUGGGUCAGUUAAAUCAGAAAGCCUUCCCUACUUUUUUUCUGAAUCAGCAAGGCAGCAUCAGGGUCAGCAUGACAGCAAGGCAGUUGGCAUUUUCAGGGUAAGAGGUCAGCAGUCGCAGCCUCUAUUUUUUUUUUGGACACAUUUCCUUUUAAGGACUAGUGCAUUAUAAAACAAAGUGCCCGUUUACCAUUUCACCCCUUUUUCCCUCUUUCAUAAUCUAAACUACCCCUCGCUUCCCCUCCCAAGACAGUGGCUGUGGUCUCCAGCCCUUGUUUCCAGCACAUCUUAACCCAAAAAUGUGCUGACUACACCUGCAAAGUGGCUUUUCAAUGACUUUGAUGACAUCAGUUCCAGGACAAGGCCUCAUAGAAGUCUAUGGAGAGAUGCUGUGCAGAUGAAGCUUAUGUACAGAAAAUUUUCAAUUCAGGAUAAAAACAAAACAGGGGGCCACACCUGUGAUUUUGAGUUAAGUAUGCAUUUGAGGAGAAGAUAAGUUGGGGUAGCUCAGGUUAGGUAUCUUUCUUUUUUAGUACACUCUACACAAAACAUCGAAAAUGUAUGUCAGACUUUCACUUUAUUAUGUUUAUUGGUAUAGGUUGUGCUAAAGAAAAACUUUAAGAAUGUAAGCUGAGUAUUGCACUUUCAUAGAUGUCUCUGAUACCUACAACUGCCAAGUUCAGGUACACAGGACAAGUCCACAACCCCAGAAAUAUCUUUAAGGGCGGCCAUACACGUUUUUUUUGAAAAUUGUAUCAAAGAAUUUUCGGACGAAUUUCGCACCGUUAGUGGGCUGCAGCAACAGCCGAUUUU
Rana temporaria (common frog) is the source of this 5233-nucleotide messenger RNA. It is a transcript of the gene EPHA3, whose product is annotated as EPH receptor A3. Bases 130 to 3141 code for a protein of 1003 amino acids. Gene Ontology annotation, cellular component: plasma membrane; neuron projection. NCBI's taxonomy places the organism in Eukaryota, Metazoa, Chordata, Amphibia, Anura, Ranidae. The record is from RefSeq and is a predicted model, not a curated record. Gene Ontology annotation, molecular function: protein binding; transmembrane-ephrin receptor activity; ATP binding. Gene Ontology annotation, biological process: axon guidance; protein phosphorylation; cell surface receptor protein tyrosine kinase signaling pathway. The transcript has 18 exons.